AUGAUCCUUAGGGUAACAUUUAUCUGCGUUUUGCUACGAUAUUCAUAUUCCUUACCCGAUGAACAAAAUGAUGAACAGUUUGAAAUUGUUCUCGAAAACCCUUUAGAAAACUUCCCUCUACGAAACAUGGAAAUUGAUCCUGACGGAAAGAACAUUUUUGUAAGUGGAAAGAAUAUUCUUUACCGGUUAAAAUUAAGGAAAAAUAUGUCAAUACAAUCGAGACAAACUGGACCAGAGGCCAACUGUUUGGAACCUGAACAUGAAGAAUACUGUGGAGAUGACUACAAUACAGUGAUGGUCGUGCCACCUGAUAGUUUGCUUACCUGCGGUACACUGAGAGGUGGACUUUGUUUGAUACGUGAUAAAAUAUCUUUGAAUAUUACAAUGACUACUGGGCCCUCCUCAAAUAUCCGUUUAGUUUCCAAUUAUCAAGCUUCAGCCGUAGGCAUUCUACUUAAUAUUACUGACAGAAGUUCUCCUGGAAAGUUUAAAAAUAUUGUUCUUUUUGCGAAACAGUACACAGCUUUACCAACAAGUCCUGCUCAACUGGAUAUAGCUGCUAUAUUCUCAGUUUUACCAAACCUGUCAGCUAUAAAUAUAGGUUCUUCUAUAUCUGGAAAGAUUUUUGAUAUGAUUUUGAGGACACCAGUAAAUGUUGUAAUGGAUUUUAGAGUGAUGAUUGAAAAUGAACAUUUUGUUUUCCUUCUAUUAAAUGAGGAUUCACAAUCAAAACUUGUUAAGAUCUGCAAGUCCAUAGAUAGUGAAGAUCCCAAGAAAGUGUAUGAAGACAUUCCUAUAUCUUGUAAUGCUAAGGGGAAAGAUUUGACUCAUGUCAAACAUGGAUUAUUUAUCUUUGUGUCUGAAAAAAGAUAUUUAGUGGGUCUUUUUUCAAGUUUAAAACCCACGUUGUCUGCUGUGUGUAUUUUCAAAGAAAAUGAGAUCUACGAAGCAUUUCUGAAGUCAAGAAAACAUAGGUUUGGAUGUCCAAAACAAGACCUCCCUUCAAAAGAUGCGAUAUUCGACGCAAAUAAUAGUGUACAAAAUUGUUUCUCAUACAACAACUUUAAUAAAACCUCUGAGCCUAUUGAAGGAGUAUAUGAGGCAUUUUACAAGGGAGAUUACUGUAAUAGUGUAACAAGCCAACUACCCCAGUUCGGUGUUAUUGUGGGUCUUUUGCCACUUAAAGGUAAUGCAGUGUACUCCACCAAGUCUCAUCGAGUCACAGUCGUUGGAAGUUCAACAAUUAACAACUUGACAACCCUCUAUAUUGGAACGGAUAAUGGAAAUGUUACUCAGCUAUUUUAUGACAUAGAGAAGAAUGGCACUAGAUUGCUUCAAGAACUAAAAUGUGACUCAUCAGAAAUCAGAGCUGUAAGACGUGUAAAUGAGGAGACGUACAUUAUGUCACAAAAUAAAAUUGUGAAGAUACUUCGUACAAAGACUUGUGAACAGUAUUCAGAAAACUGUCAGCAAUGUAUGGAUAUUCAGAAUGUCAAUUGUGGUUGGUGUGUAACCCAGGGAGGUGAAAAUGUAGUUUUCACAGCACGGACGUCCUCAUUUACAACUCCAUUUGAAGUUUUUAUUCCAAUAUUUGGAGUGGUAUUUGUCUUGAUUCUUUGUGUCAGUUUCUUCUGUUACAAAUGGGGAGUUAGACAAGGUCAAAAAGGUCAUCAUGAAAAUAAAACAACUUAUUACCAAAGUCAAUAUCGAGAUAGCACAGUAGAAAAUCACAUUUACGAUGAACCUCACCAACCCAGAGGCCAAACACCAGUGGAAGAUAGACAAGAGCUAACAGUAUAUGAAAGUAUCUUGUAAAUCCACUUCGUUACUUGGUAUUAGCAUUGUUAAACCGAAAACAAACUACAAUGUUUGCCCAUUGUUGGCAAAUAAGGAUAAUCAACAUUAACAUUGUAACACUUCAAGCAUUUUGCAGAUGUUUUGAGUAAUAUUUGCAUGUUGCAGCAACCUUGCUCUUGGUUACAAAUAUGAAAGAAACCAACACAAUUCGGUGCUGACU
Molecule: messenger RNA, 2017 nt
Organism: Magallana angulata
Lineage: Eukaryota; Metazoa; Mollusca; Bivalvia; Ostreida; Ostreidae
Product: plexin-B2-like
Exons: 7
Coding region: 1-1815 (604 amino acids)
Biological process (GO): positive regulation of axonogenesis; semaphorin-plexin signaling pathway involved in axon guidance; regulation of cell shape
Cellular component (GO): semaphorin receptor complex
Molecular function (GO): protein binding; semaphorin receptor activity
Source: RefSeq, a predicted model, not a curated record